AUGGAUCAUAUUGAUCACGAGAUUAAUAUUGAAAAAGUCGUUUCUAUACAAGAAAAGUUGCACGAAGGUGAUUUUUCCGACGAAAUUUCAAAGAGACGGAAUAAAAUAAUACAAAGCUCUGUUAGCACUUCAUCCUCAAAAAAAAAUCCUGUGUGGCUAGAAUUCCAUGGUGUAAAUUAUUCGAUACUUAAAAAGAAACAAUCAAAUAGUGAAUCUUGGUGGAAUAAAUUUACAAAUUUAUUUUCAAGAAAAGAUAAACAAUUAGAUGUUGAAAUUGGAAAAAUUGAUAAUAAAAAAUUUAUUCAAAUCAUUCAAAAUAUUCAUGGUUGUGCUAAUCCUGGCGAAAUUCUUGCAAUAAUGGGUCCUUCAGGGUGCGGAAAGACGACUUUAUUAAACAUUUUGGGUAAUCGUGUGGGAAAGCAAGGAGUUUCUGGAACGAUAAACUUAAAUGGUAAUAGAAUUAUUAAAGAAACAAAAAGAUUUGUGGCUUAUUGUUCUCAAAAUGACAUUUUUUUCCCACAAUUGACUGUUAGAGAAACUCUUUCCUUUACGGCUCGACUACGUCUUCCACGUGAAAUGUCCAGAAGUGAAAAAUUAAAACAGGUGGAAAACACUAUUCAAUUGUUGAAUUUAUCUAAAUGUGCAGAUACAAAAAUUGGUGAUAAUAGGGUUAGAGGAGUAUCUGGUGGUGAGAAAAAACGUGUUAGCAUCGCCUGUGAACUAUUAACUGAUCCAAAUUCAUCACUUGCUCUAGAAUUAGGUAAUAUUUUGAAAGGAUUCGCGAAAGAACAACACAAAACAAUCGUGAUGGUAAUUCAUCAACCAUCAUCACAAGUAUUUGAAUUAUUCGACAAGCUACUCCUUAUGGCUGAUGGUCACGUGGUAUACUAUGGUGAAAGAGCAGAUUUGGUGGAUUAUUUGACUACUCAAGGGUACAAAUGUCAUCCUAAUUUUAAUCCUGCUGAUUAUAUAUUGGAACUUUUAAAUGAUCCAAAGUCCAAACAAAAAUUAAUCCAGGCUUAUAUGCGUCAUUUGGAAUCUGAUAUCACGGGUGAAAAAGUUGUCCAUAAAUAUUCGAAUCGAAUUCGUGAUAUCCCAUCAAUAAUACUAACAGAUGAAACUGAUGAUAUAAUACAAUCUGGCCCAUUAAAGAUUAAACAUAAAUGGGAGGCAACCUUUUUACAACAAUUUAUUAUUCUCACCGAAAGAUCAUUUAAACAACGUAGUAAAGUUAUAUUAUCAAAGUUAGAUUUAAUACAAACAUUUAGUUUAGCAUUUUUUUGUUGUUUGGUUUGGUUUCAAUUACCCUACGACGAAAAAGAUAUUGUGGAUCGGUAUGGAUCAAUCUUUUUUACAUGCACUUUUUGGUCAUUCCAUCCCAUGAUAAACACAAUAACAUCAUUUCCAUUAGACUUGGAAGUUUUGAAGAAAGAGCGUCAGUCACGUUCCUACCGAUUAUUAGCUUACUUUUUGUCAAAACAAUCGGCUGAAUUAAUUCUUGCCAUUAUUCAUCCGAUAUUUUACGUGACCAUUGUAUAUUGGGUUAGUGGAUUAAUACCAAAUGGUUCGAUAAUAGUUUCAAGUUUGAUAGCUCAAAGUUUUGGAUAUCUUUUUGGUGCAGCAUUUUUGAAUGUGCAAAAGGCUUUAAUAAUUGCAACGGUAUUUAUGCUCACAACAAUGUUGUUAGGUGGAUUUUAUGUUCAAAGUUUACCAGAAGGAUUAUCUUGGAUGAAAUACUUGUCAUUUUCAUAUUAUGGAUACUCGUUAUUGAUGCAUAUUCAAUUCACGUCGCCGUUAGCAAGAUUUAAAUGUAACAUUGUAGGACCAGCAAGUUCUUAUUUAGAAUGUCUUCACGCUGAUGAUGUUAAUGAUAAAUACGUAUCAGGAAAUUCAGUAAUAGAAUUAUUAGGAUUGAAUACAUUAAAGUGGUACGAACAUUUAAUGGCUAUGUUUGGAUUUAUUAUCAUAAUUAGAAUCGAAUUUGAUCGUAUUGAAGUAAAAUUACAACUUCUAUAUUUUUUACGAUCUAACAAUAAAAAAAAUUUGGAUAAUCAUGCGAUUUCUUUUUUGCUUUCUAUUUUACGAAAUGCGAUGGAAAAACAAAGAAACGAUCUUUCUUCUAACAUGAUGAAAGGGAUAGCUGUGUGUCAGGGAGAUGGAAAAAAAACGGAUUCUUAUAAAGUCGUACUACCAUUUAAUAUUAAUGAUCACACUUAUUAUUAUGGUCAUAGUACUGAUACAAAUCAUUGGUAUAUACAAGAAUUAUUGGAGAAUGAUGGUAUAAUGGAAGAAGAAACUUCCAGAGGAAAUUUAAAAAGUAGUUUUCACGAUUUAACCCCUUUUCAAAUUUUCGAUAGACCUAAAACUACUAAUGGUACUUGGACAAAUUCUUAUCCUAUGGUAUUCUCGGCAAAUGUUAAAAAUAAACCUUAUAUCUUUGCUCCAUGUUAUAUAUCAAAAAGGAUGAAUUGA
Diversispora eburnea is the source of this 2472-nucleotide messenger RNA. Lineage: Eukaryota; Fungi; Glomeromycota; Glomeromycetes; Diversisporales; Diversisporaceae. The record is from the annotation of a GenBank genome assembly.